Anthostomella pinea is the source of this 2307-nucleotide messenger RNA. The record is from the annotation of a GenBank genome assembly. Lineage: Eukaryota; Fungi; Ascomycota; Sordariomycetes; Xylariales; Xylariaceae.
AUGGCUUUGACCAUGGGGUCACACGCAAGAUACAAGCGCGAUACAUCAAUCUUCUUGACGUGGCUCAAUUGCGAGUCGUCAAAGAUUGGAGGACUUAUCAUCAUCGGGCGCGAUCCCACUACCACCGAAAUAACUAACCAAGCAACGACAGUCGCAGCUGCUGGCACGCAGGGCGAGUGUGUACCAGCGUGGUCGCAGAAUGCACUUCGACGGGCAGUCCUAGGCAGACGCCGGUGCGGGAUUUGGUAUCAAGCUGUCUGCCCAGACAUGGUAGAAGCCAAUGCUACCCAUAAGUACUACACUGGAAUACUGGAGAGCUGCCAAGCGACCCUGAAGAUACUGGCAACCUCUGGUGCCACGAUACAGAAUUCGAUGGCGGAGAUGGCGCAUAGCUCUCCGUCAGCAGAGAUCGAAAACAUGUUCCUGGGUUUGACGUUGGAAGAACCUACGGAAUUACAAGACGAGCAGGACACCAUCCAUGGGCCUGAAGACCUUGCCAUACCCAAGGAAUACCAUAUCAAUGAUAUUGGCUCUGUCGACCAGAAACGCGAGACCAUCUUCCUUGUCUUCUCAUUCUUCGAAGACAUACACCGCUCUAUGCAGACGGUAAAAGCGCUCUGGACGGAGACACACCAGGACAAGGCAGCAUACAUCACUGCUUUGAUGCAAACGACCGAAGUUCUCUACGCAAUUCGGAGACAAGAGUUGGACGUCCACAGUAUCUAUACCCGCCACUUCCCCACGAAGGGUAGACCGUUUGAGGAGCUUGCAGCGGCAUUGGUAAAGUCAGACGCUCCCUUAGACGCAGACAGCCGUACACGCCCACAGGGGAUGGGACUUCCGCCCAUCCAGAAAUUUGCACUUCUCCCUCUCGGAGAGAUCUUGGGACGGUUGUGCCAGACCAAGCAGCUUGGCAACAUGUUUGGCUGGCCUCCGCCCAUACUUCCGAUGCGCGCAUACAACGCUCACCAGCCUGCCAUACUGGAUACACCCGACUUCAUCGAACUGGAGAAGUCCGCCGACUUCCUUGGGAAGCUCGUUCUUGAUAUGAUCUUGGCUGAUCGUGUUGAUUUAGAGGUAAAACUUGGUAAUCCGAUUGCCAAGGAUGUCUUUUCGAGCGCGCUGCGAACGAUCUGGGCCGACGGGACCGUCACUGUCGAAAGCGUCGUGGCAGCUCAGCUGCUUCUGCACCUACGAGAACUUCAAUUAGACGAUAUGCCUAGUGACAAAGGCUUCGCUGAUUACGAAUCUGCCUUGGACUUAGUGAAGCAAGGGGACAGCACAGGACACCACCCCUUAAUACCGCGCCUGAAGAUGGCGGUGCAAGACAGCACCUUGGUAACGGUGAAGACACAAGUCAUGAAGGAAGGGAGGGGCUAUCCAGCCCACAGCAGUCAGGAAGCUGAACUAAGAAAGACGUUCAAGGACGGAAAAGUCCCGGCAUGGAUGUUGAAGAAGCUGACCGGUUUUGACGCGGACGUACGUCUCAUCUUACCAAACCCGGACCCGUGCUUCUUGUUUAGACACAACCCCCUGCUGGGAGCAGUCCUGGCCCUCGAUGGCUUCACCGCCAGGGUAAUCGUGGGUAUCGACACCGCUAAUCAGCGGAUGACCGUCUUUGCGGUCGCCCAUAUAUACAACCUCCUCCGCCAGCAAGACCCCAAAUUUAUGCCAUGGGAGUCAAUGGACAGAGUGCUAAAGCUGCACGCGAGGGAGCUGUUCGCCUCUGCUGUACCUGAGGAUGCUAAGACCGCAUACGAGAGAUUCUCCUUUCAGACAGGAUUAGCAUCUUCGACGGUCAAGAUCACGAGUAAGCGCCAGUCGUGGCUGUUGAAGCCGACGCCUGCUGUGCAGAUUAUGCGCCAGUACGCCGACGGCAGUGAUUCACUGGAAGUAUUCCAGCGCAAGUUGUCUAUACAACUGGCCGCUUCAGUUCUCAAGAGACAGCCGAAGGUGGCCUCUGGGAAGAAGGAGGACACGACCCUGAAGGCUUGGCUGGAUAUGAUGAAGGAUUAUAUCACCGCUUCAGUCCAAGAGGCCGACUUGGACUACUUCGCGCUCAUUGGCCAUUGCGACCGUAUCGUGGUGGAACUUGAGAAGGAGCUCGAGCAGCAACUUGGCAGGUCUUAUCCCGGGCCUCCUGCUUCGUCCCCUGAUCACAGAUAUGGGUUCAUGAUCAUGAUCCUGGGUAUUCUCAAAGACGCGAAAGAGCACGAACGCCCCGAUCGCACGUCUGAGAAAGGCAAAUUGCUGCAGGGACUGCUAGUUGCGCAGGAUGUUAUACGAGCAUCUGUGACUGGAGUAUGA